CUUUCCUCCAGGGCGACCAUGGAUCUAUACGAGCUGCAAAGGGCGCAUUCAGGUGCCAGAGCCGGCUUCAUGUCAAGCUUUGACCACAUGCCUCCCCCAAUGGAGCAUAAGGCAAAGGAAUUUUUUGAUAAACAAAACAGGAUUAAGAAGGGUAGGGAUGUACUAAUCCAUGACAGGGAGUACCCACAGCCGCCACCUCAUCACUACAUUCGAGGGAAGCCCGGUCCACUACACUACGGCGUGCCCAUCUCUGACGGCUACGACCCAGGUGUAUUCGCAGUGUCGAGCGCUUUAUUUGGUGGCAGCGGAGCCUUUCAAACUAUUCCAAUUCAGUUCAAGCCAGUGUUCAGAAGGAGACGGAGAGGGGACUGCCUGUCAGAGUGGUGCAAUGCCUUUGUCACAAGAGUAGACCCCUGCGAAUGUAUUAGUCCUGAGGAAACGUACACUCCUUAUGAAGUUGCCCGAUACAGGGAUCAGCAGGGCCGCAUGCACACGACCAUGGACUUCAGUGCUUAA
Messenger RNA from Cyclospora cayetanensis, 516 nucleotides. RefSeq lists its product as uncharacterized. The coding region runs from base 19 to 516 and encodes 165 amino acids. The record is from RefSeq and is a predicted model, not a curated record. The transcript has a single exon. NCBI's taxonomy places the organism in Eukaryota, Apicomplexa, Conoidasida, Eucoccidiorida, Eimeriidae.